This is a messenger RNA of Varroa destructor (honeybee mite), 3274 nucleotides long. Its product is annotated as vesicle transport through interaction with t-SNAREs homolog 1A-like. The record is from RefSeq and is a predicted model, not a curated record. Gene Ontology annotation, molecular function: SNAP receptor activity; SNARE binding. Gene Ontology annotation, cellular component: late endosome membrane; SNARE complex; Golgi apparatus. Gene Ontology annotation, biological process: intra-Golgi vesicle-mediated transport; intracellular protein transport; retrograde transport, endosome to Golgi. Lineage: Eukaryota; Metazoa; Arthropoda; Arachnida; Mesostigmata; Varroidae.
UAAGAUCUGAAAGGAUAACCUUCGUACCACUCGUAAAUAUUGUAAACAUGUUAAAAUUAAUCAGGUAUGAAGUCUAGCUUAAGGUUAAGAAUGUAGUUAUAGUGAAGUGACUGGUCUGCGCGAGAAAUUUGGCUUAUUCGGGGAUACGACUGUGUCCACUAUAGUCGGAUAUUAAAAACAAAGAUGGCGACGCUUAUGGAAGAUUUCGAACAGCAGUAUGCUAUACUUUCAGCAGAAAUUACUACAAAUAUAUCUUCUCUUUCGGCCGCAGGAGAUGGCGAAAAGCACAAAAAUAUCAGAGGAAUCGAACGCCUUCUUGAGGAGGUUAACGAACUCCUGGAGCAGAUGGAGUUGGAAGUUCAGUCAAUGGCCCCCGAACUGAAAUCGAAAUAUGCCAACCGUGUGAGAAGCUACCAGGCUGAACUGAAAAGACUCAAACGAGAAUACUUAGAUGCCCGAUCGACAAGCCGCGUAGAUCUGUAUAUUUCAAGAGACAGUAACGAUUUUCCCACCGAUGACAAGGCUCAACUCCUUGAUAACACCGAUCGUUUGGAGCGAGCUACGAGACAAUUGAAGGCUGGGCGACAGGUUGCUAUUGAAACCGAGCAGGUUGGCGCGGAAAUACUUAGCGAGUUGGGACAUCAACGAGAAGUAAUCACUCGUGCCAGGGAACGGAUCCGAGACACCAAUGAUGAUGUGACACGGAGUUCGCAGUUGUUGACUUCGAUGAUUCGGAAAGCAUUCCAAAGCAAAGUUGCGGUUCAGCUGGCUGUAGGAAUCGUCGUUUUUGGCUUUGUUCUUGCCAUCGUGCUUAGUAUUAGAAAUCACUUCUAAGAUCUAAUCACUGGAGUUAAUUAACCUGACACAAGGCUUCAUCAAAACAUAAGCCCCAAUCGAUGGGGUGAUGAACAACAUAUUUGUUUAUGGCCUUUGUAAAUAACGCCUUCACAGUGACUCACAGCAAUCAACAACAGGUCGCUCUGUUAAGUAUAUACUAAUGCCAACUGUAUUUAGUGUAAUCACCACUAAAUGAUGAGAUGAUAAAUAAUAAUAAACACAUUCCUCAUCGAGAAGAUUUGUUAACGAAAAACGAUGACCGAAACAAUAAUGGUCGAUUCGAAGUCUGUUGUAUGGAUUACUACACGCAGUAAAACUUACGAAGAGAUAUAGCAGAUGUCUAAAAUGUCCCGUGAAGAUCGGAUAUCAUAGCGGUGUGAGGGAAUGUCGGAAAACAAUAACACUUAGUCUACUAUAAUUAGAUAGGAAUAGUAACAAAGGGAAGGGUCAGGUCAAAAUAAAGUAAUCACUUUCAAUGAAAUCGGUCGAGAUAGAAAGAAAUCGAUAAAUUAGCCUAUUUUUCUACAAGUCCAGAGGGAAAAAUACGUAAUGGAACGCACCUAUCUUAGUGCAGCGCUAGACUAAUUGACCUAUUUUUGUCAUUUCUGUAUAUCACAGACAUAUCAGGUUUGUAAAUUGACUAUCCUAUCAUACAUGUAACUAGUCACUUGAUUCGGUAUCUAAUUAAUUGAGUAAAUUACGCAUAACAAGAAAUAAAUGUACCGCAUGGCUCGAUCAUAAAAUAUAAGUUUUAUAUUUCAUAUCUAGAGGCAGGCAUGUAUCAUCAUUCUCAAAGGCAAAAGAGACUGGAGUGAAGCGAGGCCUUAAAAAGCUAUUGCAAAAAAAGGAGUACAAGAUUCUAUCGAAUAUGUUCGUAUGACACCUAAGCUCCUGUCUGAAUAAUUGUGAUGCGCUAUUAGUUGGGCGAUAGAGGUUUCGCGCCAGGAAUUGACGAUGGCAGCCUGCAGAAUACUAAUCGAAUAUAGUCAAAAAAUCUAAAAUCUCCGGGGUGCUUCUAAGCUGUUUUCGUCGUCUUUAAAACUAUCUUUGACUCCGGUUAUCCAAAUAUUGUAUUCACAAGACUGCCAGGCCAGGGUGCGCCUCACAACUGAUGAGAGAUAUGGUACAAAGAAAUCUGGCAAUUAUAAAUAGUAGGAUAAUUGAAAAGGAUAAGGUUGUGCAGACAACUAGGUCUGCCCAACAGGACGAUCUAAGUCUUCAACUGUUCUCACUUGUGGUCGAUGAUCUACACACAUUCAAUGUGGACUCCCCUUUGUGAAGCUGGUUUUGUAUACUGACGAUCCAAUAGAGCACAAAGGGAACAGUACUAAUCUUCAACAGGUAUAUCAAGGAUGUUGGACUCUAAUAGUGCAAGACAGUAGUCAUAAAAUGCAGAAAAGAAAAAAAAGGCUCUUUGAGAGUGGCUCACCUAUCUUUCAUCGAAAAAAAAACUCUAAAUACGUAAUUUUUUUUACAUAUUACGGUUUUACCAGAAUAACCACAGGUACAUCUUUGACUAUAUACAUUGAAGGAGUCAGGAAAGCAUUCAUCGUGGUAACCAUGGUUAAGUAACCAAAAAAAUUAUAAUUUCCGUUUGCUCUAAAGCGAGCACCAUUAACCUUCGACGGAAUUUAGAGUAUUUGGACAGAUCUCACUACCCGCAAUUCGACGAGCCGAUAGGCAGGCAAACUAGUAUUGGUAAAAUUUGUAAUCGGCUUUCGCAAAAAGACACGGAAUCAGAUAGUGUACCUGUUGCCUGACACAACUAUGAAUCGUGGAAGAGGUCCGCCAUACAUUUUAUAUUCAUUAGAAACAUCAUUCGCUUCUUCAUCGACAGCCAAAGAGCUAUCUUGAGGGGAGAAGUGGACUCGUCGUUUUUCGUGACUCACAGAAACUGGAAGCAAACGAAUAAGUUAAACAGGCAUAUUGUUACUAAGUUCGCAGUUCAUUGGUUCUAUUUGGGAAAUGCAAGGGUAACAUGAAUUAGAACUGAAUUGGGAGCAGCAAAUACCACAUCGGUUAAUGCAGUGUAACGAAGUUCGAUCAAUCCAUCAACUGAUAAAGUCAACCAGGUUAAUGUUUAAUUGUAUCAACUUAAUCAAACUUGCCUGUUAUAUUUAUUGGAAUUAUUUUAAAUUGGAGUUCUUUACGAAGUUUUAUUAUCAUUGACCCAAUUUCUGUAAAUCCACCCUAAAACUUCUAACCUACAAAAAUAAAUGAUAUUAAAUUAAAUAAUUUUACUGUUUAUCUAGAGAUACAUACAAUGCAAUUAUUCGAGUCGAAAGCAUCCGAGAGGUAGGCUAUUUGUCGCGAGACAUAAAUAGACAUAAAUAGAGAUUACAACAUUUCUGUUAGUCAACUAGAAGAUAUAUAUGUCUAAUAACGCAAUAAGCAACGAAAAUUAGGUAAACCUUAUAUAAGGAACAUUUUUCGCAUA